Messenger RNA from Ramularia collo-cygni, 4113 nucleotides. RefSeq lists its product as uncharacterized. Gene Ontology annotation, cellular component: RAVE complex. Gene Ontology annotation, molecular function: protein binding. The coding region runs from base 1 to 4113 and encodes 1370 amino acids. The transcript has a single exon. NCBI's taxonomy places the organism in Eukaryota, Fungi, Ascomycota, Dothideomycetes, Mycosphaerellales, Mycosphaerellaceae. Gene Ontology annotation, biological process: vacuolar acidification. The record is from RefSeq and is a predicted model, not a curated record.
AUGCCGUCCAAGUCGCCCGGGAGUGAAAGUGCCUCUGCAUCUCCAUCCACCUUUACCCAACUCCUCCCCGGAGCUCCGACAGCCUCGCUACAGUCCUACACCACUUUCGUCUUCCGCUUCAAGCGAUACAUCGCCUACAUCUCUGGCAGACAACUGAACAUCCUGUCCUCUCCCACCAAAUUGGUGCAGGCCAUCGCUUUCCAGCGUGAUUUGAUCGCAAUAACAGCAGACAAUGGCAGUGGGAAGUUGGCCGUGACGGAUGGUAAUGACGUGUGGGUGUUGGAGCCAAUUUCCGAGGGCUGGACCAAGCUGUGGUGGGAGGCAACAUUAAAGCUACGGCGGGGAAGUGCAACAGACAAGGCGCAGUGUCUGAGUUGGGGGAAUGAAGGGGAAGUGCUGGUGGGAGGACAGACAACCCUCUCCCUCUUCUCUACUCUGCCCUCCUCCCGAACCGCUUCUCCGUUGGAAUCCAGCGACAGUAGAGAUACGGCAGAGCCACGGACGGCAUUGUGGGAAAAGAAAGUCGCCUCUCCCAUCUUUCAGGCAGCCUUCAGUCCCACCUCUUCCAUCAUCGCAACCCGUGCCUGCUACGAUCGGCUGGUCAAGAUUUGGCGAAGGCUGUCAUUCGAAGAAGGCUUGUUCGACCACACAUAUCYCCCUCAUCCGGGAACAGUGACCCACUUCCAAUGGAGACCACUCGACGCGAACGCCGAGGAGAGGCGAGGCAGUGGAAUCAGUGGCAGGCAUGAAGAUGAGCCCGAAGUCUUGUACACCAUCGCCACAGAUGGCGUAUUGCGGGUAUGGCGAGCUGGUGGCAUGCAUGAUCUGGACAUCUUGAUGCUGCACACUACCAUCGACUUGGUCGGCGCCAUUCCACAGUCUCCCACGGCGAGUUCGCAUGGGUCUUCUCCUUCGAGCAUACCUCCUCGAUACGCACUCAUCAUCCCAUCUGAUCAAUUUCGUGCGGCUCUCAAUGCAGCCAUAGGACUACCGCAGCAAGGUAAAGUGAACCAUUCGAGGGAACUGCUGAAGGAGAUGGUCUCUCAGCACCCAGAUGUUGUAGUCGCGUUUGACGGCCAAGGAAGGAUGUCCGCCUGGGGUCUACAGAGUGUUGGCCAUAAAAGGCGGUCAGACACUCCAUCUCAACCACAGUGGUUCCACAUCACACACUCUGAAGGUCUACAGCUGCGGUUUCCUCCUCACACACCAGCUAUAUGCGGCUCCUGGUUCCAAGACGACAAAUUCCACAUCCUCUCCCAUACACUCACGCAGAGUGGUGAGCUUGGCUGGUGGAGUGGAGAUGUUGAGACCUUCUUCUCCCUAUCAGCGAGCGGGCACGCUAGGAUGUCGCCGACUACCACAUGGACCGGACACGARACUGAUGUACAGAACCUCCAUCCUCAUUCAAAUGGUUUGGUUUCAUGGUCUUCGGAUGCUGUGAGUCUUUGGGAUGCUGAUGGCGCAUCUAGCUUGAAAAGCAGGCUGUCAUUCAGUGUAGGCUCCGAAAUCUUAGCCGUCGCUACGAUGAUGGCGAAAGGAAUUGUGCUUACUGUCACUGCCACUGAAUUAGCUGCGUGGGAUGACCGAGGAUACAAGAUCGGUCAAUCAGAAUGCAAUGCCAGCAGCUCCGGCAGAAUCCAUGCUAAUCUGCCUGAGAAGCUUUCGGAUUCUGGCAUUUUCAUCUCGAAUGAUGGCGGCAGCGUUUUCUCGUGGACGUUGGAUGUCUCACAAACAGCUUCCUCUGGAUAUGGACAGGCUGUAGCUAGUAUCAAAGUCAGGUCUUUGGGCGAUCGUAGCAGGUCGAACGACAUGGCAUUCGCUGUUCCGGUGUCCAUGCCAUUCGACCCAAGUCAGAGUUGCAUCAUCACCAUUUCGCACACGGGCCGGCUGAUCUGUCAGCCGGUAUCUCAAGACAGCAAUGCUGAACCCAUCGCGGUCUUUGACACUGGUGUUGUAGAGCCAGCGCUCUUUGCCGCGACCGAGGAGUUUGCAGCGCUCGUCGCGCAGGAUGGGAAGGAACUUACAGUUGUUGAUCUCACCGAUGGUUACUUGGAGCAUCGCCAGAUCUUGACCAGCCCCGCUACUCAUCUCGAAGCGUUCAGUCCUAAAUCGAGACACAAUUUCCUCGCUGUUGGUCACGACACGACAGUCGGUUUGUUCGCUCAGGGGAGAUACGAACACCAUAGCGCGGGCCUGCCAGUGUGGGUGUUGGUCAAAAGCAUCUCAAUAGCUGGAAUCGGACUGCACAUUUCAGCAUUGGCAUGGACGUCCAAAGGCAGCCUUGCCGUUGCAGCUGGUAACAGUCUUUUCUUAACAAGUGCGAAUGUUGAAUCAGACCAUCUGGAUGUUGAGACCAGAGAAGCGAACGAUCUCGACUCCGACAUUCAUUUGGCAGAGCUGGCUGCGCAGCUCAAAAGCCCCCUUCCAGCUUGGCACCCUAGCUUACUCUCACAUCUCAUCCAUCACGGCCACUUCAGUCUGGUGUCAACGAUACUCGUCAGGUUAUCGCAACAGCUCAAGUUCUGGGGUACCGGCGAUGAGCUACAUCCCACACUUGACGAACCUCUCGAAGCUAUCAUUCAAGAUCCAGACAGCUUCAAUGCAUGGCUCAGCGAUGAUGAUGUGCAUGAUUUGAAGGAGCAGCUAAUGGAGAAGGAUUUGCCAGCGCUAUCAAACGCAGAGCAGCGUCGUCUCCUGCACGUAAUCGAGGCCAUUGCUUACCUGCGGGAGCAUGUCAAAGCGCUCGAUAAAAAUGCACAGCGAUACUUGUUCAACUGGAAGUUGCAACUCGUGUACUCACAWGACAUAUCCCCAGGAGCAGACUCGCCGCAAACGAACGGUACAACCGCCUUACCUCAGUUCGUUCCCGAAAUACCUUGGCGCGAGGUAGUUUUCGCUCAACACAGCACAACCCAACAAGCUCUUCUUGACAUUCUCCUCCUGCACCACGACAACAAACUCACAUGGCCUGUCGCCCGUCGAUUGGGGCUAACGUCCUGGCUAUCCGAUCGCGAGGCCCUUGAACAGAUAUUCGAACAGAUGGCGCAGUCUGCCUAUCGCUCAGAGAGUCCCCCAGAUCCAGUCAAUGCAAGUCUGUACUUCUUGGCGUUGAGGAAGAAACCUACAUUGCUCGCACUGUGGCGCAUCGCAACCUGGCACAAGGAGCAACGAACCACGACCAACUUUUUGAAGAAAGACUUUGCACAAGCGGAAGCCAAGACUGCUGCAAGGAAGAAUGCCUACGCUCUGAUGGGGAAGCGGAGGUUCCAUUAUUCUGCCGCUUUCUUUUUGCUGGCGGAUGAUCCAUCGAGUGCAGUCAGUGUGCUCGCGGGACAAUGCGAGGACCCACAGUUUGCAAUUGCUGUGGCGAGAAUAUAUUGUGGUGAUGGGUCUCCUGUGCUUCGGAAACUGCUUGAAGACCGAGUUGUCCCCCAGGCAAAGGCUGAAGGGAACCGAUGGCUCCUCAGUUGGUGUCAUACGAUCCUGCUGGAGAAGGCUUCUGCCGCAAAGGUGUUGGUGGAGCCUCUGGAUACUGCUGUCCCGAAGACUUGGGUGCAAGAUGAUCCGAGUACGUUGUUGCUGUACGCCGCGUUGAGAGGCAAUAGUCCUUCUGAGCAUGAGUACGAUGCCGUCCUGCGAUCUGCGAGGAUCUUGAGACGGAUGGGAUUAUGGUUGUUGGCGCUAGAUCUUGUUAGAAGGUGGGAGUUCUUGGCGGUUCCAGCUCAAAGCAGUGCGAGUCUCAAAGAUACUGUGACGGAUGGCAUCACGAACGGCAUACGCGAACUCGAUAUCUCCGAGGAGCAGUCGGCAGAGACGAAGUCAUCAAACCCGCCAUCCCUUCUCGACAACUUCACUUCCGACCCAUCGCCUCCCAAGGCAGAACCGCCGUCUCUCUUGGACAGCUUCACACAACCAGCGCCCGUCACCCUGGCCGUGGAUGAUGAGAGAGCUUCUCGAGAAGCUAAAGCCAAGGCUUUGUUGGAAAAGAUGAAAGCUAAGAAGGAUGCGGCCACUGCUGCUGUGUCCAAGAGUGGGAGUGAGAAGAAGAAGCCGGAGCCGACGCAGUUCAAGGAACCGGAUGCGAAUUCUUUGCUGGAUAGUUUUGGAUUUUAG